AUGCCUUCACCUUCACCUGGCACGUUGUCUUCAGCUUCAAUACCCAUUCCCCUUGAAAUAAUACAACACAUACUCUGUUUCUGUGACCGGCAAACACUACAUGCGGCAUCACUCGUCGCCCACCACUUCCUCGACGCCAGCCAGCGUGAAUUGUUCUCUGAAUUGAAACUACGACGGGCGUCUGCAGUAGAGCUCAAGCGCCUCUCCUCCGUCUUAGUGAACUCUCCUCACAUUGCUAGCUAUGUCCGCGUGCUUUCGCUUUCACUCGACCUGGAUCAUUUCACGGAGAUCUCCCUCAUCCUCCAAGCCCUCACUAGCCUAACGGCAAUAUCGCUCAACUGGCACGGGUCCAACUGGGAAACGCUGGAUGAGCGCGAGAAAGUGGCGACAAUUACUGUCCUCGGUCGGUCUACUCUGACCAUCGUCACCGUCACCAGCCUCCGCUUUAAGACUGCUUCGGCAUUGGUAUCAAUGCUUUGCUCACUGGGGCCAAAUGUGCAGAGCCUUUCUCUCAUCCGGGUUCAACAAGAGAAUGAGACUUCGCCUGCAACAAGCCUCAGUACUGCUCCCAAGGAUCAUAAUUCUCUUGCACCUCUGACAUCUCAAUUUCGGCCCGGGAUUUCGACUCUUAAACUCCCCAACGGUAUACCGCAUGGAUUCCUGUUGUGGUUAAGGAACCACGCAGACCCCUCCCAUAUUCAGACACUCGUAGUACCACUCUGGAGCCAAAUAGAUGGCUCGUUCCAGCAACUUCUUCGUGCUACUGUCAAUCUUCAACAUCUUACACUCUCAACCAACCGUCUCAGUGUUUUGUGGCCCACGGCUGGGGCCAACCUCAACAAUGUUUCACGGCUUGCCUCACUCACAUUUGAAAGCCGGUUCGAUGAGAUUGAAGAGAAAGAGGGUGGGCUCCCAGUUUACAACCCACUGGUGGACCUCUGCAGUCUUCUCCGGCGCACACACACUCUUCCCCAGCUCACCAAACUCACCGUGAGAAUGGUGUAUGCCUGCACUGAUCCGAUGUGGUAUUUCCACCAGCCCGGCGCUGAUUUAAACUCCCUUCUGUCAGAGCCCGUCGCGAGCCAUAUCAAAAGUGUAUUGAUCGUGUACGAGUGGUCGCUGGGCAGUGGGGCCAAGCCGCAGGAUGAUAUCUACAAUAAGGACGCGCUGCGCAAGGACUUUGCGGAAUUUCUCCAGCGUGGGACACUGUCCUUUGGAGAGCCUUAG
Messenger RNA from Mycena indigotica, 1227 nucleotides. RefSeq lists its product as uncharacterized. Lineage: Eukaryota; Fungi; Basidiomycota; Agaricomycetes; Agaricales; Mycenaceae. Gene Ontology annotation, molecular function: protein binding. The coding region runs from base 1 to 1227 and encodes 408 amino acids. The record is from RefSeq and is a predicted model, not a curated record. The transcript is spliced from 2 exons.